AUGCCCCUGCCCACCCCUGUCAGUCGUGACAGACCCGGGCGCCGCCCGCGUUGCUCGUUGGGCAAGCCAAUCUCCUCCCAGAAAUUGAACGAAGAGGAUGUGGAGCGACUGUUUGAGUCGACUCAUGAUCUCACCCUGAAUCGCUGUAUCAUCUCAGUCGAUUUUGGCACCACGGCGUCAGCCGUCUCCGCCGUCAAGAUACCCCGUGGCUGCUCCCCGGACUCCAUAGAUCCAAGCUCCAUCCGGUCUAUUGGGAACUUCCCAGACGUCGCCAUGGUCUGUCGCCAGGACGACCCUAUGUGGUACAAGGUUCCUACUGAGGUCAUGUAUCACGCCAAUUCACGCUACUACAAGCAAGAAGCCAUCGUCCCCCAAGAAGCGACUGACAUUGGGGGCGACGUCCUCAUGCGUGAUCAAAACCAUGGUGACUCCGAUGAGAGCGAUGACGAGGAGGAGGCCAAUGACUCGCAGAGAUUUCGCUGGGGAUACCAAGUCGACCAUCUGUGGUCCAUCCCUACUGCUCACAGCAACAAGAUGACCUGUCCGCUCGCACGCUUCAAGCUCUUGCUUGAUAAGAACGCGACUACCAAGCCUGUUCGAGCCCACCUCGGAAAGACUCUGAGGCCACUUUGCAACAGCAAGGUCAUCAGAAACCAUUACCAGCCUAUUACCGAUUUCCUCUCCCAUUUGCUAGCUCACGCCAAGUCUGAGCUCGCAAAGCAAGGCGUCGAUGAGAGCUGGCAGUUUGAAGUCGUCCUCUGUGUCCCUGCCAUAUGGGACCCCAAGGCCCUUCGCAUUAUGCAGACUUGCCUGGCGCUUGCCAUGGACCGUGCCAAGUUCCCAGGUGUUGACACUGAAAACAACAGCAUUGAAAGAUUGUUCAUUGUUUCUGAGCCAGAGGCGGCAGCAACGUACAUGGUCAGCCAGAACUGUGGCUUCAGACGUGGGGAUACGAUUGUCCUCUUGGAUGCAGGCGGUGGCACCGUCGAUGCCGUCACGUAUCAAAUCGAGAGUCAGCUCCCGCUAAGACUAAGCAAGGAGGUAGUCCCCCAUGGUGGCGGGCUCUGCGGGUCCAGCUACCUCAACGAGUACUUCCGAGAGCACCUGAUCAAGCUUCUCAAGGAUCAAACCCAGCUGGAAGUCAACGGAGUCACCAUUCGGGGUCUUGUCGAGCAUAUCAUGAUCAAGAUCGAGACCACCCACAAGCGGUGCUGGGACAUUUACCUCAACAAAAAAAAGCUUUCUCUCUUUGUCUCCGGAAACCUCAAGCCAGGAAAAGGCCUCAAAGGCAACUGUGCCAUUAUUUCAGCGCAAGUUUCCUGUCUUUUUCUGAUGAAGUGUUCUUUCAAGCUGAUGGCUCGCAAAAAGGAUAUUGAGGCAAUGUUUCUGAGACUUUUUGUGCAAAUUGGGGAUAUCUUGGAGAAUCAGAUAAUCCCUGCAAGCAACUAUGGAUAUAAUGUCGAUAGGGUCAUCCUGAUGGGAGGUUUCGCUGGCUCCCCUUCCCUGCAGAAAUGGUUGGAAAGGUUUCUAGAGGGUCUGUGCGAGAGCCGCGGGCUUCGUCCCAUCAAGCUAUACCGGCUCGAAGAACAAGAGAGGAGAAUGGCAGUGAAUGCCGUCUCCAAGGGCGCCAUCCUUCGGGCCCUUGACAAGAAGAACGGGCCAGCGAGAUUUGCCCGAUCCAGCUACGGACUUUUGCGCUCGGAGCCUUGGGGUGAUCACAUCGAGCACAGUGGGCAGGGUUACUCUGUUAACAGGGCCACUGGGGACGACUUUAUAAUGCACACCAUAUACUGGGUGUUGAAGAAGGGAGACAAGAUAGGGCCGAAUUGGGUCAGCGAGAAGCCAUUGGAAACGGUCCAUUACAUCGAGUAUGGCAACCCUCUCAUCUGCUGCGAGAUAAUAUACGUCUCAGACACGGCUACCGAGUCCCACUAUCGGUUGACACACAAAAAGAACAAAGGUGCUCAAAAGGCUGGCACACUCGAGGUUGAUUUCACCUUUCUCAAAGAGCAAGGUCUUAUCAAACCCAUCGAGCCAGAGAUUGGCAAGAACGGCAAGCCGAUCGGCAAGAGACACUGGAAGGUGGAAUUCCUCAUCUAUUUCAAGAUGAUUGGUCGAGACCUGAGUUGUAUCGUCAAGAGAGACGGAAAGGUUAUCAAUAGCUGCCGGAUCAACAUCGCCCCUGGUUUUGACAUGGGGACCAUGUAG
Messenger RNA from Fusarium keratoplasticum, 2208 nucleotides. RefSeq lists its product as uncharacterized. The transcript is spliced from 9 exons. Bases 1 to 2208 code for a protein of 735 amino acids. Lineage: Eukaryota; Fungi; Ascomycota; Sordariomycetes; Hypocreales; Nectriaceae. The record is from RefSeq and is a predicted model, not a curated record.